This is a messenger RNA of Fusarium subglutinans, 477 nucleotides long. RefSeq lists its product as uncharacterized. The record is from RefSeq and is a predicted model, not a curated record. The transcript has a single exon. Bases 1 to 477 code for a protein of 158 amino acids. NCBI's taxonomy places the organism in Eukaryota, Fungi, Ascomycota, Sordariomycetes, Hypocreales, Nectriaceae.
AUGGCUUCACAACAAGAACUUAGGGAGGCUAUCGAGAACACAACAAGACAGUUCUUGGGUGCCUACAAAGACGCCGGCGAACAAAACAACCCAGCAAUCAUCAACCGUGACGUCACCGACUCUUGCAAAAGAUACUUCAAGCCAGCCGGUGUUCUUCAGUUAUUCGGAUCGCCCCCGGAAGAUGGCUUGAGUAACGCCGACUACGAAGCCGCCAUGGCGCUCGAUCUCAAGAAAUACGUAGUCACCCACAGCGACAUCUCUGACUUGACUAUCGACACAGAGUCAGGCAAAUCAGCGGCAACGACUGUAACGGGCAUGAAAUACAAGAAUGGCGAGGAGGAUGUCAUAGAGCACUCGUGGGUCUUGGACUUCAAUGAGGAUGGGUCCAAGGUCACAAAGGUGAUCGAGUUUUGUGAUAUGGAUGGGUUAAGAAGGAUGUUUGCCAAGGUGUACAGCAACAAGGAAGGUAGUGAGUAG